Messenger RNA from Balaenoptera acutorostrata (minke whale), 8244 nucleotides. It is a transcript of the gene ITGA1, whose product is annotated as integrin subunit alpha 1. The record is from RefSeq and is a predicted model, not a curated record. The transcript is spliced from 29 exons. The coding region runs from base 75 to 3611 and encodes 1178 amino acids. Gene Ontology annotation, biological process: cell-cell adhesion; cell-matrix adhesion; integrin-mediated signaling pathway. Gene Ontology annotation, molecular function: integrin binding. Gene Ontology annotation, cellular component: external side of plasma membrane; integrin complex. NCBI's taxonomy places the organism in Eukaryota, Metazoa, Chordata, Mammalia, Artiodactyla, Balaenopteridae.
GGCUCCAGCGCGUGGUUUGGCCGAGUCCUUCCCUCCGAUCCAGCGCGUCCCAGGGCGCUGCGGCCGCUCCAACUAUGGCCCCCCGGCGCCGCGCCAGCCCAGGGGUCGCUGUCGCCUGCUGCUGGCUCCUCACCGUUCUAGGCUUCUGCAUAUCAUUCAAUGUUGAUGUGAAAAACUCAUUGACUUUCAGCGGCCCAGUGGAGGACAUGUUUGGAUAUACUGUUCAACAAUAUGAAAAUGAAGAAGGAAAAUGGGUACUUAUUGGUUCUCCUUUAGUUGGACAACCCAAGAACAGAACUGGAGAUGUCUAUAAGUGUCCAGUUGGGAGAGGUGAAUCAUUACCUUGCAUAAAGUUGGAUCUUCCAGUUAAUACAUCAAUUCCCAAUGUCACAGAAGUAAAGGAGAAUAUGACAUUUGGAUCAACUUUAGUCACCAACCCAAAUGGAGGGUUUCUGGCAUGCGGGCCCUUAUAUGCCUAUAGAUGUGGACAUUUGCAUUACACAACGGGAAUCUGUUCUGAUGUCAGCCCCACAUUUCAAGUCGUGAACUCCAUUGCCCCUGUACAAGAAUGCAGCACUCAGCUGGACAUAGUCAUAGUGCUGGAUGGUUCCAACAGUAUUUACCCCUGGGAAAGUGUUACAGCUUUUUUAAAUGACCUUCUUGAAAGAAUGGAUAUUGGUCCUAAACAGACACAGGUUGGAAUUGUACAAUAUGGAGAAAAUGUAACCCAUGAGUUCAACCUCAAUAAGUACUCAUCAACGGAAGAAGUGCUUGUUGCAGCAAAUAAAAUAGUCCAGAGAGGUGGCCGCCAGACGAUGACAGCCCUUGGAAUAGACACAGCAAGGAAAGAGGCUUUCACUGAAGCCCGGGGUGCCCGAAGAGGGGUUAAAAAAGUCAUGGUAAUUGUGACUGAUGGAGAGUCCCAUGACAACCACCAACUGAAUAAGGUCAUCCAGGACUGUGAGGAGGAAAGCAUUCAGCGGUUUUCCAUAGCUAUUCUUGGCAGCUAUAAUCGAGGAAAUUUAAGCACUGAAAAAUUUGUGGAGGAAAUAAAAUCAAUUGCAAGUGAACCCACUGAAAAGCAUUUCUUCAAUGUCUCUGAUGAAUUGGCACUAGUCACUAUUGUUGAAGCUCUGGGAGAAAGAAUCUUUGCCCUGGAAGCUACAGCUGACCAGUCGGCAGCUUCUUUUGAGAUGGAAAUGUCUCAGACCGGCUUCAGUGCUCAUUACUCACAGGACUGGGUCAUGCUUGGAGCAGUCGGAGCCUAUGAUUGGAAUGGAACAGUCGUCAUGCAGAAGGCUAAUCAAAUCAUAAUUCCCCAAAACACGACCUUUAAUGUUGAGUCUACCAAAAAGAAUGAACCUCUUGCUUCUUAUUUAGGUUACACAGUAAACUCCGCCACUGUUUCUGGAGAUGUGCUCUACAUUGCCGGACAGCCACGGUACAAUCAUACAGGCCAGGUGGUCAUCUACAGGAUGGAGGAUGGAGACAUCAGGAUUCUCCAGACACUCAAUGGAGAACAGAUCGGUUCCUACUUUGGAAGUGUUUUAACGACAAUUGACAUUGAUAAAGAUUCUAAUACUGACAUUCUUCUAGUCGGGGCUCCCAUGUUCAUGGGAACAGAGAAGGAGGAACAAGGAAAAGUGUACAUCUAUGCUCUGAACCAGACAAGGUUUGAAUAUCAAAUGAGCCUGGAACCCAUGAAGCAGACUUGCUGUUCAUCUCUGAAGCACAAUUCAUGCACAAAGGAAAACAAAAAUGAACCAUGUGGGGCUCGUUUUGGAACAGCUAUUUCUGCUGUGAAAGACCUCAAUCUUGAUGGAUUUAAUGACAUCGUGAUAGGAGCACCCCUGGAAGAUGAUCAUGGGGGAGCCGUGUACAUUUAUCAUGGAAGUGGCAAGACUAUAAGGGAAGAGUAUGCACAACGUAUUCCAUCAGGGGGAGAUGGCGAGACACUGAAAUUUUUUGGCCAGUCUAUCCACGGAGAAAUGGAUUUAAAUGGUGACGGUCUGACUGAUGUCACUAUUGGGGGCCUUGGUGGUGCUGCCCUCUUCUGGUCCCGAGAUGUGGCUGUAGUUAAAGUGACCAUGAAUUUUGAACCCAAUAAAGUGAAUAUUCAAAAGAAAAACUGCCGCAUGGAGGGAAAGGAAACAGUAUGCAUAAAUGCCACAGUGUGUUUUGAUGUGAAAUUGAAGUCCAAAGAAGACAGGGUUUACGAAGCUGAUAUGCAGUACCGUAUCACACUAGAUUCUCUAAGACAGAUAUCACGGAGUUUUUUCUCUGGAACUCAAGAGAGGAAGAUUCAAAGAAACAUCACAGUUCGAGAAUCAGAAUGCACUAAGCAUUCCUUCUACAUGUUGGACAAGCAUGACUUUCGGGACUCUGUGAGAAUAACUUUGGAUUUUAAUCUUACCGAUCCAGAAAAUGGGCCCGUUCUUGAUGAUUCUCUACCGAAUUCAGUACAUGAGUAUAUUCCCUUUGCCAAAGAUUGUGGAAACAAGGAAAAAUGUAUCUCGGACCUCGUCCUGGAUGUCUCCACCACAGAAAAGGGCCUGCUUAUUGUCAGGUCCCACAAUGAUAAGUUCAAUGUUAGCCUCACAGUCAAGAAUAAAGAGGACAGUGCCUAUAACACCAGAACCAUAGUGAAUUAUUCUCCAAAUCUAAUUUUUUCAGGAAUUGAGGCUAUCCAAAAAGACAGUUGUGAAUCCAAUCGUAAUAUCACAUGUAAAGUUGGAUAUCCUUUCCUAAGAAGAGGAGAAAUGGUAACAUUCAAAAUAUUAUUUCAGUUUAACUCAUCUUAUCUCAUGGAAAAUGUGAUCAUUCAUUUAAGUACAACAAGUGACAGUGAAGAGCCACCUGAAGCCCUUUUUGAUAAUGAAGUAAACGUUUCUAUCCCUGUAAAAUAUGAAGUUGGACUACAGUUUUACAGCUCUGCAAGUGAAUACCAUAUUUCAAUUGCGGCCAACGAGACAGUCCCUGAAGUUAUUAGUUCUACUGAGGACAUUGGAAAUGAAAUUAAUAUCUUCUACUUGAUUAGAAAAAGUGGGCAUUUUCCAAUGCCAGAACUCAAGCUGUCAAUUUCAUUCCCCAACAUGACAUCAGGUGGUUUUCCUGUACUGUACUCAAAUGGGUGGUCAUCUUCUGAGAAUGUCAACUGCAGACCCAGUAGCCUCCAGGAUCCUUUUGGUAUCAACUCUGGGAAGAAAAUGAUAAUAUCCAAAUCUGAAGAUAUCAAACGAGGCACCAUUCUGGACUGCAGUGCAUGUAAAUUUGCCACCAUCACGUGUAACCUGAUUCCUUCUGACAUGAGCCAAGUGAAUGUUUCACUUAUCUUAUGGAAACCAACUUUUAUAAAAGCACAUUUUUCCAGCUUAAAUCUUACUGUAAGGGCAGAACUUCAGAGUGAAAAUACAUCACUAGUUUUAAGUGCUGGCAAUCAAAAAAGAGAGCUUGCUAUUCAAAUAUCCAAAGAUGGGCUACCAGGCAGAGUGCCGUUAUGGGUUAUCCUGUUGAGUGCUUUUGCUGGAUUAUUGCUAUUAAUGCUGCUCAUAUUAGCACUGUGGAAGAUUGGAUUCUUCAAAAGACCACUAAAGAAGAAAAUGGAGAAAUGAAAUAUUUUAGAAGAGAAGAAAUAAUUAUUCAGUGAUCUAUCCUCAGGUUUGCCUCAAAUAUGUGACAAGAAAUUUAUAAAUACAAUUAAAGACAUAGUCACAUAACUCUGUGUAAUCCAUCAGGGAUUAAUCACUUAGAAAAUGACAGAUCAAGCAAGAUCCAAAACCAAUACAUUAAAGAUUUAUUUUAUAAAAUGUUGAAAAAUAUUUUAAAAUAAUUACUCAUUUUUGUUGAGUAUUUAAGCAAAAUUACAAAGUGUUUUGAAGAUGAAAAAUAACCUGUACAAAUAUGUUUAUAUAUUAAAUCACCAUUCAAAGUAUUUAAGGAACACAUAAAAAGAUUUUUAUGAUCAUUGAAACAUUUACUUUCAAAAUAAUAUAAAUUAAGCUUUUUCCAUUGAUUCCUGAUGGAUAUCCACAUUUAGCAUGAUGGUCAAUAUUUGUAAAUGCCAAGAAAGGAAUUUUACCUGAAGAAGAUCUCUUCCCCACAUUUAAAUGAGAAAAAUUUCCCAGGUGGAGUCUAUAUACAAUAUGGACUGAAAAUAGAAUUAAAUCACAGAGAAUAUAUUCAGCAUCUUUGUGUUGGGUUCUAUACUUGGAAAGAUUUCUUUCCAAAGUGUUUGGAAAAUAGUGCAAUUGAGCUGAAAUUCUAUCUAGGAUAGAAAAUCAAGAUAGACUUGUUUAAAAGCAAGUGCACUGAAUGGAUUAAUUUAAGCUUUUACAGAACACGCCUAAUUUUGGUAUUGAACUCUAAAACUCAAAACUCUUUUAUACUGAAAAAGCACAGCAGUUUUAUGUGGCAUAACAGUGAUUUGUCAUGACAAGUCACGUUGUGUGUGGGAUAUGCUAAAAUGGUUUCUGAAUGGAACUGACAAUGUAGAUGGAUGCCGCAGAAAUGCUGGUCAUCUUUUGAACGUGAGGGGGUCCCAGGAUGUAACCCAAAGUAGGAAUUGUCUCAACUCCUUGGUACAUGGUUCAUUCAAACCCUCAAGCUGUGAGAGUAUGUUUAUUUUUAAUAUUUUUAAAGAUAUUUAAUUUUCCAAAUGCGGUUCUUCUUUUUAUGAAAAAGCAGUAUUCCAUUUCAGUAUUGCAUUUUACCAACAAGCCACUGCUUUUUGAGUGUGGCAUAUCAAUGUUUAAAUAGAUCUCCGGAAACGUAUUUUAAAGAAUUUCAAGUUUGAAACCUCGCACCAACAGAAAGACAUCACACCUUCGUAUGAGCUUCUUUGUUCUUGAAGUAAUCACCGUGGUGCAUCGGACUCUACUGUAGCAUAAGCUCCUAGGUUGCUCCAUUUCUUAGGGGAAAAAACAAUGAAUGAAUGUACAUGUGAACUACUGCUGUAAAAUUUUCUGAUACUUCUGCAACAACUCCGUCUCUCUACCCGAUUGACCAUCACAAGAUCAGAACCUGUACUUAUCUGGAAAGUCCUGGCCUCUACUUUUCUCAAAAAGCAGCAAAUCAAUGGAGAAAUUAAAUGCCAUACAUUUAAUUUUUAAAAACUAAUUUCCAGGGAAUUAUCUGUGGACUCAGAGGCAACCUACCUCGUGGCUCUCUACAUCUACUUCUGAGAUCCUGAUGGUCAAAGAUAUGCACCUGGGGAGUGCUGAGGUCCUCAGUAGCUAGAAGAAAGGCUAAGUUUUUCCAGAGAUUUGGUAUCCUCUUCCUGGCCUGUGAUUGCUCAGAAGUGUCCAGUUUUAGAAUUUUCUUCAUGCCUGCUAUCUAUCUCCAGGUUCCGAAAUCAUUCUUUCCACCUGUCCUUUCUUUGCCCAACAAACUCAGGUCUCUCAUAUUCAGUCACCAUGGUACACAACUCCAGUGCACAACCUGCUCUGAUCCAAGCUCAGCACAUUCUUAGAAAUAAAUCGAAUAGAUAAAAUUUUUAAAAAUUCACACUUGUCCUCUGACUCCUAGGCAAAGUAUUUACUGAACCAGGACUAUGCACAUUUCAACUAAACAUGUUGUUAACCUAAAGGGGAAAAAUAGAAAAGAUGGCAUUUUUAACAUUUUAGAAAAGAGAGGAAAAGCUGUUUGGCCAAAUCAAAGAGCUACUUAUAAGCUCAGCACAGUUUUUAACAUAAUUCAUUCCUGGUUUCUAAGUAGAAUAUUAAAUGAGCCAGAUACCCUAUUUCCUUAAUAUUGUGAUCUGUUGAGGUUUAUGUAUGUAUGUGUCUGUGCAUCUGUGCGUGUGUGUAUAAACACACAUGCACACACGCACGCAUGCGUGCAUGGACACAAAUUGGGGAAAAAAUACCUCAACACCAAAUAACAGAGUUUACAAGAAAUAAACACACAAAAACUACACCACAAGAAAAGUUUGAUUCAUCCACUUUGCAUAUAGUUUUCACUUUCAUUAAUAUUUAACUUUAGCAUACAUUUAUGCAACUAUCUAAAAAUCAUAAAUGUAGAAUUAUUAUUUUGACUAAAUUAAUAAGUCGAGAUGUCCUAAGUUAGCUUUGUACAGGUGUCCUAAAACAGAGACAAUGAUUAAGAAAUAUACUAAACUCUAUUAUUUUAUUUUAAAACAUUUAAUAAGAAAAGUGAUAUUUAAGACAAUUUAUGAGCUUAUUCAUUAAAUUAAAUUGCAAAAUAGUUUCUUUUUUUAACUUUGGUAUUUUUUAGAAUUAAUUAUUUCUUCCACUGUGGACUGAACUAUGUAUGAAGUCCCUUUCCAUACCAAGCCUACAAUGGUAUAUUGGUAAAUUAUUGAACAACUGGCUCUCCAGGAGGAAAAAAAUCCCUGAUUUGUGUCAUUUACCAGUUUUCAUGGUCUAACUAGUUUUGUCACAGCCAUUUUCAAGCUACCAACAUAGCCCUAACCAGCUUGCAGAAUUCCUGAAAAUGUAUUUGUCAGUUCUCAUGAACCAGUAUGAGCUAGCUUCAGUGCACCAUUGAGAUAGAUUAGAUGACAAUGAUAGACAGAAGAUAGAUAGAUGACAGAUGAUAGAUAGAUAUAGAUGAUAGAUGGAUAGAUAGAUAUAGAUGAUAGAUGGAUAGAUAUAGAUGAUAGAUAGAUAUAGAUGAUAGAUAAAUAGAAAUGUAACAUGUAUAUAUAUAUAUAUAUAUACACACACAAACAUGCACAAUACAAUCAUAUUUCAAAUUAUUCUUAAAACAUUGAUCUCAAACCCAGCAAAGUGCUACAUAGUUUCCCAUUCUUCAAUUUCAAUUUCUAAAAUUAUAGUCUUCCUUUAAUGUUAAUAAAAUGAUAUGAACUUGCAGGAAAAGGAGUUGGAAGCAAUAUAUAUGUAUAUAUAAAGGGUAACGCAGUGAAAAUCAGAACUACACAACCACAAAGAAGCUGUUUCACUUUCUCUCGGAAUCCAGAGCCCUGCAGCCAUACUGUGAAAGGUCAUCCUUUGUAAAUAUUUGUAAUUUCUAUGACCCAGUUUGAAUUUCAGUGAUCCAAUUUGUUCAAUUAUUUUCUCCGAGCACUAGAUUCAUGGGCAAUUUAAUCUCUGAAUAUUUUUUAUGUCAUAACUGUGCUUGAAAUGAGGCUUGUGGGAGGACAUAUUUUACAAAAUUUGAUGUUUACUCAACCACAAUAAUUUAUAAUUUUACCUCUUAUAAAACCAAUAUCUAGGCUCAAUUAGAAAACAAAUAUUUGCACCAAAGCAAAAGGUGGUUGCAUAGUGCUUGAGUAAACCUGGGUGGAAGGAGAAGCUGAGAGAAGGGCUGGCAUGUUCUCUCCAGGCGGCCCCCCGAAGGGCCACGGCUUGCACUGUGUGAGGGCUGCCCACCACGUCUAUGCACUGCACUUUCCUACAGGAUAUCCUCUCUGUCAAACAUGUUGUUAUCUGCUCAGUGUGAAUUAACUGUCUUGCUCUGCACAACAGUGAGAAAACUAAGAAAGACCCAGGCUCAGAGCAUGGUCCGUGUGCCCAGUACAGUCACAGUAUUGUUCAAAUAAAGAGGCUUCUGGCAAAUCAGCCUUUUAAAAAUAAUAGUAUCCUAUGUAUCCUUUAUUGAUUUUCAACACUUCUCAAGUCUCCCUCCAUUAGAUUAGUCUUCUCACCCAAGGGAGAUUUUCAAGAAGACUACUAGAGAAAAAUCUGUUUAAAACGUGUGCUCUGUUUGCUAUGAAUACCAGCUUCUGUGAUUUGAUCAUUUACACAGGAUGUCAGUCCUCCGUUCCGUGGCAAUCUAAAGGGUUGGUAUGGUAAAUGUAAUAGGGACAAAAUGAAAGGCUUGAAGAGGUGAAACAGCUUGAAGAAAUUUACAAACUGUUAUUGGGACGCUAUCAGCAGCUACGCCAGUGGGGAGCUGGCAGGAUUUAGCCCUUUGGUGGGUCUCCAUCAGCACUCCCCUAAUCCCCAUCCUCACCCAUGGAAAUUAUAAUCUAAAAAAUGAAAAGAAGAGCUUUAAAAUCCUGGAAAUGAUGCUACUUUCUAACUAAAAUUUCCAAUUCAACUGUAAACAGCAGGCAUUUUAACGCAAACACAACUUCCAGGUGAAUCCACUAGACAGCCCUUCCAAUCAGACUGCUGUCUCUAAAUACCUCCUACCCAGAAGUUCUGAAACCGCCACUGGAAGUGAACUUUGCAGUGCAUUACUAAAGGCUAAAGGCUGCCGUUUCAAUGGGAGCACUGUUGUCAACAUCUUAAGUAGAACAAUAAAAAGAGAGUUAAAAUCUAA